GAGAGCGGCGGCCAAUGAGCGGGCGGGUUGCUGCGGGGUCUGAGAGCGGCGCUUCAUUGUCGGGAGCGGCGGCGACAUGAGGGGCGAUCGAGGCCGCGGCCGCGGCGGCCGCUUCGGUUCCAGGUUCCGGCCCUUUGUGCCCCACAUCCCCUUCGACUUCUAUGUCUGUGAGAUGGCUUUUCCCCGCGUCAAGCCCGCGGCGGACGAGACGGCCUUCAGCGAGGCGCUGCUCAAGAGGAACCAGGACCUGGCUCCCACCGCUGCCGAGCAGGCUUCCAUCCUGUCCCUGGUGACCAAGAUCAACAACGUCAUCGACAAUUUAAUCGUGGCACCGGGGACGUUCGAGGUGCAAAUCGAGGAGGUUCGCCAGGUGGGCUCCUACAAGAAAGGGACGAUGACGACGGGGCACAACGUGGCGGAUCUGGUGGUGAUCCUGAAGAUCCUGCCCACCCGUGAGUGCCACCCGGGCGGGGUCACAGCAGCCCUCGGUGCCAGGCCCCGCUCUGACCCUUCUCCUCCUCCUUUUCCUUUUUUCCCAGUGGAAGCCGUGGCAGCCUUGGGGAACAAGGUGGUGGAGAGCCUGCGGGCUCAGGACCCCAGCGAAGUCCUGACCAUGCUGACCAACGAGACCGGCUUCGAGAUCAGCUCGGCCGACGCCACGGUGAAGAUCCUGAUCACCACGGUGCCGCCCAACCUGCGCAAGCUGGACCCGGAGCUGCACCUGGACAUCAAGGUGCUGCAGAGCGCCCUGGCCGCCAUCCGGCACGCGCGGUGGUUCGAGGAGAACGCCUCGCAGUCCACGGUGAAGGUCCUGAUCCGGCUGCUCAAGGACCUGAGGAUUCGCUUCCCCGGCUUCGAGCCGCUCACGCCCUGGAUCCUGGAUCUGCUGGGCCACUACGCCGUGAUGAACAAUCCCACCCGGCAGCCCCUGGCCCUCAACAUCGCCUACAGGCGCUGCCUCCAGAUCCUGGCGGCCGGGCUCUUCCUGCCCGGCUCCGUCGGCAUCACGGAUCCGUGCGAGAGCGGCAACUUCCGCGUGCACACGGUGAUGACGCUGGAGCAGCAGGACAUGGUGUGCUACACUGCCCAGACCCUCGUGCGCAUCCUGUCCCACGGAGGAUACCGGAAAAUCCUGGGGCAGGAGGGUGACGCCAGCUACCUGGCCUCCGAGAUGUCCACGUGGGACGGGGUGAUCGUGACGCCGUCGGAGAAGGCGUACGAGAAACCUCCGGAGAAGAAGGAAGGGGAGGAGGAGGAGGAAAACCAGGAGGAGCCGGCGGCGGGCGAGGAGGAGGAGAGCAUGGAGACGCAGGAGUGACACCUGCGCUGCCCGCAGCAGGUGAGGGGACACCAGCCUGGAGGGUCAGGGUCCCUCCUCGGUGUCCCUGUCCCCUGUCUCUGUUUUGUACGUUGCACAUUAAAGCGUUCCCCCUUUCCAGCGUG
This is a messenger RNA of Motacilla alba alba, 1443 nucleotides long. It is a transcript of the gene ILF2, whose product is annotated as interleukin enhancer binding factor 2. Lineage: Eukaryota; Metazoa; Chordata; Aves; Passeriformes; Motacillidae. Bases 77 to 1318 code for a protein of 413 amino acids. The record is from RefSeq and is a predicted model, not a curated record. The transcript has 13 exons.